This is a messenger RNA of Hymenoscyphus albidus, 2655 nucleotides long. Lineage: Eukaryota; Fungi; Ascomycota; Leotiomycetes; Helotiales; Helotiaceae. The record is from the annotation of a GenBank genome assembly.
AUGCCUUCCUCUACCACCUCAGUUCGUAUAUUUACAAUGCCCAAAUCCUUGAAUGAAUCCCUCGCGGAGCCAGGUCAUCCAAAAUCGGUCUCGGAAAAUGGCCGUUCACUCGAAAAGGCGAAGGAAGUGAGUGAUGCAUACACGAAAGAUCAAAAAGACCCUUUAGCAGGCAAUCAACCAAGUUUUAAACAAGGUAUCACUUUUGCUGCUCAGGAUAAGCUUCCUAAGCUACCUAUUCCCGAGUUGAAAGAUAGCAUGACAAAAUAUCUGGCCGCUCUCAAACCAUUACAGUCGCCACGGGAGCAUGCGGAGAGCCAGCAAGCGGUUGACGAGUUUCUGAAAAGCGAAGGACCGGAUCUACAGGAAAAGCUAAAAAAGUAUGCUACAGGAAAGACAAGCUAUAUCGAGCAAUUUUGUACGUCAUCAAUAUCGAAACCAGAAUAUAACUAAUUUGUCCUAGGGUACGAUUCGUAUCUCAAUUUUGACAACCCGGUCGUCCUCAAUCUAAAUCCCUUCUUCCUCCUCGAAGACGAUCCUACCCCUGCGAGGAAUAAUCAAGUCACCCGAGCUGCUUCGCUUGUCAUAUCUGCACUUUCAUUUGUACGUGCAGUGAGAAGGGAGGAGCUACCUCCGGAUUCUUUUAGAGGCACACCGCUGUGUAUGUAUCAAUACUCGAGACUCUUUGGUACAGCUCGGGUGCCGACAGAGAAUGGCUGCCAUAUCGGUCAAGAUCCUGACGCCAGGCAUAUUGUGGUCCUAUGCCAUGGGCAGUUUUAUUGGUUUGAUGUACUGGAUGAUAAUUCCGAUCUGAUCAUGACGGAAAAAGAUAUGUCACUAAAUCUACAAACGAUCGUCGAUGAUGCUCAACAAACACCAAUCCAAGAAGCAGCCAAGGGAGCUUUGGGUGUUCUCAGUACCGAAAAUCGAAAGAUUUGGUCCGGGUUGAGAGAUGUCAUGACGAGAGAUGAGGGUUCGAACAAUGCAGAUUGUCUUGGAAUAGUAGACUCUGCUUUGUUCAUUCUUUGCCUUGAUUACACCGAACCAGCUUCAGGGGCUGAGCUAUGUCAGAAUAUGCUUUGCGGGACCAGCCUUAUCGAAAAGGGAGUCCAAGUUGGUACUUGCACCAAUCGAUGGUACGACAAAUUACAGAUCAUCGUUUGUAAGAACGGUAGUGCAGGUAUUAAUUUCGAGCAUACUGGUGUUGAUGGUCAUACUGUUCUCCGAUUUGCCAGCGAUGUAUACACGGAUACCAUUCUUCGAUUUGCUAGAACUAUCAACGGUCAAGCACCAAGUCUAUGGGCAUCAACCAGUCCUGAUCCAUCAAAACGUGAUCCAGAAAGCUUUGGGGAUGUCAACACGACGCCACACAAACUAGAGUGGGACAUGGUUCCAGAGCUUGGAAUUGCCUUGCGUUUUGCUGAAACUCGUCUUGCCGAUCUGAUUCAACAAAACGAAUUCCAAACGCUCGACUUCGCUCACUAUGGAAAGAACUUUGUCACUUCAAUGGGAUUCUCGCCUGAUGCAUUCGUUCAAAUGGCAUUUCAAGCGGCUUAUUACGGUCUAUAUGGUCGGGUUGAAUGCUCAUAUGAACCAGCCAUGACCAAAGUCUACCUUCACGGACGUACAGAAGCCAUUCGUUCGGUGACUCCAGAGUCUGUUGAUUUUGUGCAGACUUUCUGGGGUGAGGUCCCACCACAACAAAAGGUCGAUGCUCUCAAAAAGGCUUGUCAAAAACAUGUUUCUAUCACUCGGGAGUGUGCGAAAGCUCAAGGAUGUGAUCGUCAUUUGUAUGCUCUGUUUAGUGUCUGGCAGAGAGCAUUAGAUGACGAUGGAGCGGAAGCAGCAAGUUCCAACGGUCCAAGUAGUAACGGGUAUUCCAGUCCGCUUGAAGGUACUUCAGAAAAAGACCCCUCAUCCAUAGUCGGCAGUCCAAGCAGAAACUUCAUCCUGAGCGGCGUCGAAGACACAGAAGCGCAACCUGUCCCCACCCGAGCUCGCCACAACUCCUCGCCAUCCCCGCGAAACCACCAAUCCAACAUGCCACACCUCUUCUCCAACCCAGGCUGGGAUAAAAUCAACAAUACCAUUCUCUCAACCUCGAACUGUGGGAAUCCAAGUCUAAGACAUUUCGGCUUUGGUCCCACGACAGGCGAUGGUUUCGGUAUCGGAUAUAUUAUCAAGGGAGACGGAAUCAGCAUCUGCGCAUCCAGCAAACACCGACAAACGAAACGCUUCGUCGAUGCCUUGGAAUCAUACCUCCUUGAAAUUCGACGCAUCCUCCGCGCCACACAACAUCGAGGCGCCUCGCCUAAAGCAUCACGUGCUCGAGAAGCGUCUUCGAAUCGUCCGGCAGCGGGAUCACGAUUGAAGAGUCGUGGCAGGGUUAUCAAGGGAAAUGGUGUGCUAGGCGCCGAAGAGAAGGAAGAAGAGAAGGUGGAGAAGGAAGAGAGUGAUGAUGAGGGUCUAGGUGGAUGUGAGUAUUCUGUUGAGAGGGUUCUUGAGGUGUGGAUUGAGGCUGAUGAGUGGACAGAUGGGUUCUUUGACGCGGGGAUGUUACUGCAGGCCUUGAAGGCGAGGGGGAAGGAGGAGGCGGAGAAGGUUGUUGGGGGUGGGAGGAGGGAGAUUGGGAAGAAGUUGAGGUUGAGUGAGUAUUGA